Nomascus leucogenys (northern white-cheeked gibbon) is the source of this 4740-nucleotide messenger RNA. It is a transcript of the gene MEAF6, whose product is annotated as MYST/Esa1 associated factor 6. Gene Ontology annotation, cellular component: NuA4 histone acetyltransferase complex. NCBI's taxonomy places the organism in Eukaryota, Metazoa, Chordata, Mammalia, Primates, Hylobatidae. The transcript is spliced from 8 exons. The coding region runs from base 64 to 669 and encodes 201 amino acids. The record is from RefSeq and is a predicted model, not a curated record.
CGCCCCCUGGCGGCGCAGGGACCGCCCCCAACCUCGCGCCGCCGCCGCCAGCCUCAGCCCAACAUGGCGAUGCACAACAAGGCGGCGCCGCCGCAGAUCCCGGACACCCGGCGGGAGCUGGCGGAGCUCGUGAAGCGGAAGCAGGAGCUGGCGGAAACACUGGCAAACUUGGAGAGACAGAUCUAUGCUUUUGAGGGAAGCUACCUGGAAGACACUCAGAUGUAUGGCAAUAUUAUUCGUGGCUGGGAUCGGUAUCUGACCAACCAAAAAAACUCCAAUAGCAAAAAUGAUCGAAGGAACCGGAAGUUUAAGGAAGCUGAGCGGCUCUUCAGUAAAUCCUCAGUUACCUCAGCAGCUGCAGUAAGUGCAUUGGCAGGAGUUCAGGACCAGCUCAUUGAAAAGAGGGAGCCAGGAAGUGGGACGGAAAGUGACACUUCUCCAGACUUCCACAAUCAGGAAAAUGAGCCCAGCCAGGAGGACCCUGAGGAUCUGGAUGGAUCUGUGCAGGGAGUGAAACCUCAGAAGGCUGCUUCCUCUACUUCCUCAGGGAGUCACCACAGCAGCCAUAAAAAGCGAAAGAAUAAAAACCGGCACAGCCCGUCUGGCAUGUUUGAUUAUGACUUUGAGAUUGAUCUGAAGUUAAACAAAAAACCACGAGCUGACUAUUAGAAGACACAUUAGUGCAGAAGCUUCCAGGCUGUAGAGCUCUGCUUCCCUUCUCUGACCUCACAAAGAUAAACAUCCUUCACCUGAGUUCGUGGCCAUCCACCUCUGCUCUCCCAGACCCAGUGCCUGUGACUUUGAGUAGUUUGUUCUAAAUGUGGUGACAAAUAAGUCAUUUCUGUAAGACAUUGGGUCUUACUUUAUGUCAUUUUUAGUAACAGAACUGCAGGAAGAUCAAAACAAUGUUGUAAUCCCGGCAAGUUGCUAACUGUGCGUUUCUCCCUUCUUAGAAUGAAUGUCUCCCCCAAAACUGGCUGGCACCAGCUUCAUCUGUGAUACCCGUCAAGAAAUGUUCUCUGGUUUUGUUUUAUGCUGAAAGUAGAACACAAGUCACAUUUCAGAUGGAGGCUGUAAAUAUCUGGCAUUUUCUUAUAUUUUAUGUUUUCUUGUUUUUCUCUUGUUGUUUUUAUCUUAUUUUCUUUGGGGUUUUUUUUGUAAUGCCUUUGUACAGCUCAUACCUUCCUGCUGACAUAUCUGAUCAUCUCUUUCAUGCAGUUGCCAAUAUUCAUAACUGAAAAUAAUCUGGUUCAUCAUAAGUAAAAUGGGAAACUUGCCUCUGUUUUUUGCAAGGGGAGGUAAAGAGUGUUUAGUAAUUACCUAUCUUAAAUCUUUCUGAGUCAGUAGUAGAUUCAUGUUCAAGGAACAGGAAAAAUGGAAAAACGUAAGUUUAAAUCAAUUCUUUUAAAAUAACUAUUUUUAUUCUUUUGUAUAAAUAAAAUUUCACGGGCUUCAAAUUCUCAUGCUUUACUUUUAAACCCGAGAUUGUUUUUUCACUUAUUUAUUCAUAUCAUGCCUUAUGGAAAUUUCUUUUUCUGUAUUUUCUCUCUUUCCUGGUAUUCACCUGAUUAAAUAUUGCUCUGAAAAUCACCAUGGCAUAUGGAAAGUCUCAAAAUUAUACCAAAAGUGAUAACUUAGUCGUUCUUAAGUGGAGUGAAAGGAUAGCAUCAGUGAGAGCCAGUGUUGCCCACCAGGUCUCCCUUUCUUGGAGGGCUUGAUGGGCUGAGGAAUUUGCUAGUAAUUGUUACCUGCCUGUAGUGCUGUGGUGAAUUUGCGGCAGGGUCUGGCUGCACACUGGAAUCACCUGAGAAGCUUUAAAAUACUCAUGCCUGGACCCCACCCCUAGAGACUAGGGUAUAGCCUAGUUAUUGGGAGUUUCUUUAAAAGAGUUCCUGGGAUUCUGAUAAGAAGCCAGGUUGAGAACCACUACAUUAGAAGACUGAAUGGUUUAAUUGAAAUCCUAUCUUAUCAUUUGGUCUAAGGGAUAAGAUUGGGGGUCUAACCUUUCCUUUAACUCUAGUUAGUCAUAGUCCUUGACUUAUGCCUAUAUCUUUGUAAGAAAUAGUGUGUUUCAUUUGUGAUAGUAUUGGUAGGGCUGAAUAUGGAUGGCAUCUACUGUAAAACAAGUCUACCUUGUCAGAUGUGCAAAAGCUUUCACUUUUGUUCUCAAAUAAACUUUCGUGGGGUUUUUUUUUUUUUUUUUUUUUGACUCUGGCUAUUUAGAUGUCCUUGGUAGCAGAACUCCAAUGUCAGGAUUUUUAAGGAAAUACUUUCUUAUAUUUAGAUUAUUCCUUAAAAAAAAAAAAGCCUAGAAGCAUUCUAUAUUUUUUGUCUGUUGGUCUCCUUUGCUGGGAAGGAGGAGUGGGAUGCCUGCAGUUUCCUUCCUUUUGAGGAAAGCACACAGCAGACUUUAAAAUAUUUUUGACUCUUGGGCCAGGCGCAGUGGCUUACACCUGUAAUCCCAGCACUUUGGGAGGCCGAGGCGGGCGGAUCACGAGGUCAGGAGAUCGAGACCAUCCUGGCGAACAUGGUGAAACCCCGUCUGUAUUAAAAAAUACAAAAAAAAUUAGGCGGGCGCCUGUAGUCGCAGCUACUCGGGAGGCUGAGGCAGGAGAAUGGCGUGAACCCGGGAGGCGGAGCUUGCAGUGAGCCGAGAUAGUGCCACUGCACUCCAGCCUGGGUGACAGAGUGAGACUCCAUCUCAAAAAAAUAUAUAUAUAUAUUUUUGACUCUUACAGUUUGAGAUUGCUAGAGAUAGAAUAGUACUGCUCUAUUGUGCCACUGCACUCCAGCAGCCUGGGCGACAGCAAGAUUCCGUCAAAAAAAAAAAAAAAAAAAAGAAUAGUACUGCUCUUAAAAAGAUUAUUUACGUAUUUAUGAAACUGCAGUGGGAUGCCUAGUUUCCUUCCCUCUGAGGAAAGCACACAGCAGACCUUAAAAUAUUUUUGACUCUCAUAGUUUGACAUUGCUGGAGAUAGACUAGUACUGCUCUUAAAAAUAUUAUUUAUGUAUUUAUGUAUUUUAUUUAUUCAUUUAUUUAUUUAUUGACAGGAUCUCGCUCUGUCACCCAGGCUGGAGUGCAGCGGCCUGAUCAAAGCUCAGUGUAGCCUUGAACUUCUGGGCUCAAGCCAUCUUCCUGCUUCAGCCUUCCUAGUACCUGGGACUACAGGUGCAUGCCACCAUUCCCAGCUAAUUUAAAACAUUUUUAUUUUGUAAUGAUGGGUUCUUGCUAUGUUGCCCAGGCUGGUCUCAGACUCCUGGCCUCAAGCAAUCCUCCUGCCUUGGCCUCCCAAAGUGCUGGGAUGAUAGGCAUCAAGCGAUUCUCCUGCCUCAGCCUCACCAGUAGCUGGGACUACCGGCAUGAGCCACCAUGCCCAUCUAAGUUUUGUAUUUUUAGUGGAGAUGGGGUUUUGCCAUGAUGAGCAGUCUGGUCUCGAACUCCUGACCUCAGAUAAUCCACCCACCUCAGCCUCCCAAAGUGCUGGGAUUACAGGUGUGAGCCCUGGCACCUGGCAAUAUAGAGUAUUCUUGACAUCUUGAGCUGUGCAGUAAAUAAGAUAAUUAAAAUGAGCGAUAAAUAGUCUAAGCUUGAAAGUUAAAGAGCCUAAGCUUGAAACACUCUGUGACUUAGUUUUUGCAUUUAUUCUGUCUUCUGUGCGCCCAGCCUUACUCCAAAUUAAUGAGGCAUUGUUUUAUUUAUUUAUUUUUUUUGAGACAGAGUCUUGCUCUGUCGUCCAGGCUGGAGUGCAGUGGCACGAUCUUGGCUCACUGCUACCUCCGCCUCCAGGGUUCAAGCAAUUCUUCUGCCUCAACCUCUCGAGUAGCUGGGACUACAGGCGCGUGCUACCAUGCCCAGCUAAUUUUUUGUAUUUUUAAUAGAGACGGGGUUUCACCAUACUGGCCAGGCUGGUCUCGAACUCCCGACUUCGUAAUUCACCUGCUUCAGCCUCCCAAAGUGCUGGGAUUACAGGCGUGAGCCACUGCACCCGGCCUAAUAAGGCAUUAUUGCUUAAAAAUUCACAUCAAGCUGGGCAUGGUGAUAUGCACCUUUAGUCCCAGCUGCUUGGGAGGCUUAGAGGUAGCAGGAUCGCUUGAAGCCAGAAAUUCAACGCUACAGUAUGCUAUGAUCAUUUCUGUGAAUGGCCACUGCACUUCAGCCUGAGUAACGUAGCAAGACGCUGUCUCCAACAGAAAAUUGACAUCUGAAGCCCUGACUACAGGGGCACUAUACUGGUUUACGUGAAGUGUGGGAAGAGAGCAGGAUUGUGCUUCUUUGUACACAUUUGCUUCUCCCAGGAUAGUGUCAUAGUGCCUAGGAAGGUGAUGUGUGUGUCAGAUACAAUGAUAGUGAAAAGAAGGGAUUGGAAUUUUCAUACCUGUGUCAGUCUAAAUGAGCAUUACCAUGUCCGAAUUGUCUAAGUGGUAAGCUUCAUGAUUUGAAACAGUUUUCACUUUGAAAAACUGCUUCUGUGGAUUAAAAGUUGUCACCACUAAAGUGGGCUGUGGUGGAGUCGAUGCUGAUCCUCACUUAGGGCAGUGGCCUCCAAGGGGAAGAGGGCACACAGGAUGGCUGGGUGGGGGUGGGAAGAAAAGAUUAGGCCUUUGAUUUAUAUUCACUUUGAGGCUCGGCCUUAUUUAGUUUCUCACUUUGAAUGUAUUAUAUGUAUAUACAUCAAAUAUACAUCAAUAUUAGUUCAUUAGUACAUGUAGGUCAUUAAUUUAUAAAUAAAAGGUUGAACC